Molecule: messenger RNA, 2707 nt
Organism: Phragmites australis (common reed)
Lineage: Eukaryota; Viridiplantae; Streptophyta; Magnoliopsida; Poales; Poaceae
Product: indole-3-acetic acid-amido synthetase GH3.8-like
Exons: 3
Coding region: 531-2363 (610 amino acids)
Cellular component (GO): cytoplasm
Molecular function (GO): acid-amino acid ligase activity
Source: RefSeq, a predicted model, not a curated record
UGCUCCUGAACGGUCGAGUCCCAUCUUAUCCGGCACGAGAUAAACACCUAGGAGCACAGCACAAGCCCCUGUUGCCCUCCGCCACCGCGCGCGGCCGAGGCGCAUCGCCGGUCGCCGCCAGGCCUCGCGCACGCCCCCGGGGGCGCGAGGGCGAGCUUGCCGGGCGAUGACCUGUCCGGAGUCCGACGUGGGCGAGCUUGCCGGGCGUCUGCCCACCUCCCGACGUGACACCGGUCCCCACCCUGCCGCCCCCGGCCCCGACACUCCUCGGCGUCACCCUCGUGCCCUCCCUCUCCGCCCACCUAUAUAAACUCGCCUCCUCCCGUCCCACAGCCUCCACACCCAUCGCACAACUACUCCUGCACAACAACACAGGCAUUGUUCCACUCCAUUGUCACCGUUUCUGUUCCAUCGCAGACCAGCAUCUCCUCCUCUGCUUCUGUUCCAUCGACCCCGGUUCUUGGAAUCUGAAUCCAGCUAGCUGACUAGUACCAGUAACAAAUUCGAUCGUUUGAACCUGACCAUUUUGGAUGGCGGUGAUGACGGACAUGCCCGCGGCGACGGCGCUGCGUGCGCCAGCCCCGGCUACUGCAGCGGUGGGGAGCGAGAAGGACGCCGAGAAGCUGAGGUUCAUCGAGGAGAUGACCUCCAACGUCGACGCCGUGCAGGAGCGCGUCCUGGCCGAGAUCAUCGCCAGGAACGCCGAGACCGAGUACCUCGCCCGGUACGGCGUCGCCGGCGCCACCGAACGCGCCGCCUUCCGCGCCAAGGUGCCCGUUGUCACCUACGAGGACCUGCAGCCUGACAUCCAGCGCAUCGCCAACGGCGACCGCUCGCCCAUCCUCUCCGCCCACCCCAUCUCCGAGUUCCUCACCAGCUCGGGGACCUCGGCCGGCGAGCGCAAGCUGAUGCCGACAAUCAAGGAGGAGCUCGACCGGCGCCAGCUGCUCUACAGCCUCCUCAUGCCGGUCAUGAACCAGUACGUGGCGGGGCUGGACAAGGGCAAGGCGCUCUACUUCCUCUUCGUCAAGUCGGAGACCACGACGCCCGGCGGCCUCACGGCGCGGCCCGUGCUGACCAGCUACUACAAGAGCGAGCACUUCAAGAACCGGCCGUACGACCCGUACCACGACUACACGAGCCCCACGGCGGCUAUCCUCUGCGCCGACGCGUUCCAGAGCAUGUACGCGCAGAUGGUGUGCGGCCUGUGCCAGCGCCACGACGUGCUCCGCGUCGGCGCCGUCUUCGCCUCCGGCCUCCUCCGCGCCAUCCGGUUCCUCCAGCUCCACUGGGAGCAGCUUGCCGACGACAUCGAGGCAGGCUCGCUCAACUCGCGCGUCACCGACCCGUCCGUCCGCGAGGCCGUCGCGGCCAUCCUCCGGGCGGACCCGGAGCUCGCCCGCUUCAUCCGAGCCGAGUGCUCCCGCGGCGACUGGGCGGGCAUCAUCACCCGCGUCUGGCCCAACACCAAGUACCUGGACGUGAUCGUCACCGGCGCGAUGCAGCAGUACAUCCCCACCCUGGAGUACUACAGCGGCGGCCUUCCUAUGGCGUGCACCAUGUACGCCUCGUCGGAAUGCUACUUCGGCCUAAACCUCCGCCCGAUGUGCCACCCGUCGGAGGUCUCCUACACCAUCAUGCCCAACAUGGGCUACUUCGAGUUCCUCCCCUUGGACGAGGCGAGCGGCGUGGCGUCCGGCGACGCGGCUCAGCUGGUGGACCUGGCCCACGUGGAGGCCGGGCGCGACUACGAGCUGGUGAUCACCACGUACGCCGGGCUGUACCGGUACCGCGUGGGUGACAUCCUCCGCGUGACGAGGUUCCACAACGCGGCGCCGCAGUUCCGGUUCGUGCGGCGCAAGAACGUGCUCCUGUCCAUCGAGUCGGACAAGACCGACGAGGCGGAGCUGCAGCGCGCCGUGGAGCGCGCGUCGGCGCUGCUCCGCCCGCACGGCGCAGCGGUGGUGGAGUACACGAGCCACGCGUGCACCAAGAGCAUCCCGGGGCACUACGUCAUCUACUGGGAGCUGCUGACCAAGGGCCCACAGAGCGGGCAGGCCGUGGACGGCGACGUGCUGGAGCGGUGCUGCCUGGAGAUGGAGGAGGCCCUGAACUCGGUGUAUCGGCAGAGCCGGGUGGCGGACCGGUCGAUCGGGCCGCUGGAGAUCCUGGUGGUCCGGUCCGGCACGUUCGAGGAGCUGAUGGACUACGCCAUCUCCCGCGGCGCCUCCAUCAACCAGUACAAGGUGCCCCGCUGCGUGUCCUUUCCGCCCAUCGUGGAGCUGCUCGACUCCCGCGUAGUGUCACGCCACUCCAGCCCCUCCCCGCCGCACUGGGCGCCGGCGGCCGGCCGGUCAGACUAAACCGCCGCAACCAACCGUAUCAUCGGCAGAACAUGCAUCUAAGCUUAGAUCGGGCCGUGGACCGCGGUGAAGCGUCACGUUCGCCGUAGUAGAAUACUCGCACUUUGUCGUAGUACUAGCUAGUAUUAGUUCUGCAAAUUUUCUCUCCUGUGCUGUCCAGCCAGGCAGUAGGCCAGUCAGUCGUUUUUGAGUUAAGAGUGUUGAGUUGAGUGCGUGCUAUGUAAUGUGGGUGCCUUAGCUGUUGCUGUUAAUCAGUAGUAGUGUUUAGUGAGUGUUGUUUGUUAUUGCUUACUAGUACUUGUAGUUUCAUGCCAGGAACGGAAAGUGAUCAUUAACGUGCUAUA